AGUCGAGGUUACUGCUGCCGCCUGCCGGCCGCACCGCACGAGCUCUGUUAGUGAGGAGACCGUGUGAACGUGGUAGCGCCUAUUCAUUGAGCGUACAGGCACAAAAAUGUCGGGGAAGAGUUUUCGAGUUAGCGACGGCGACUGGAUAUGUCCAGAUAAAAAGUGUGGAAAUGUGAACUUUGCAAGAAGAACAAGUUGCAACAGAUGUGGCAGAGACAAGACCACAGAGGCAAAGAUGAUGAAAGCAGGAGGAACAGAAAUUGGGAAAACCUUUGCUGAGAAGAGCAGAGGCCUCUUCAGUGCAAAUGAUUGGCAAUGCAAAACAUGUGGUAACGUGAAUUGGGCUAGACGAUCAGAGUGCAACAUGUGCAACACUCCAAAAUAUGCCAAGCUUGAAGAAAGAACAGGUUAUGGUGGAGGUUUCAAUGAAAGGGAGAAUGUAGAAUAUAUUGAACGUGACGAAUCUGAUGGUGAAUAUGACGAGUUUGGUAGGAAAAAGAAAAAGUUUAGAGGGAAUAGCAGCAGCACAAGUUCCUCAAAAGAAACCGAAAAGAAAACCGUGUCAAAAGAAGACGAGGACGAGGAGGAAGACGAAGAAGAAGGCGACUUGUCAAAAUACAAAUUGGAUGAUGACGAUGAGGAAGAUGAUGGUGAUCUGUCCAAAUAUGACUUGAAUGCUAGUGAUGAGGAAGAAAAGCCAGCCAAGAAAAAAGGCAGUCGCUCCGGUUCAUCCCGCUCCUCCUCUCGCUCGUCCAGCUCCAGCUCUCGGUCCAGGUCCAGGUCCCGCUCUAGAAGUUCUUCCAGUUCCAGAUCUGGAUCUCGCUCAAGGUCUCGCUCCAGAUCCAGCUCCAGGUCUGGAAAGGGCUCCUCACCCCAGAAGAAGUCCCCCUCCCCCUCCUCCUCACCCGAGAGGGGGCAGAAGCGCAGUCGCUCCAGGUCUUCGUCUGGAGAGAGAAAGCGGAGGCGUUCUAGAUCGCGUUCGUCCGAAAGGUGCCGUGGCCAUUCGUCUGGAUCGUCCCACUCUGGCUCCAGUUCAAAAAAGAAAUAAGUUUCUUACAACCUCUAGACCAUAAAGGAAUUUUAGUGGAAGUGCAUGAUGUGUUGUGAAGAAAACAAGCACAUCUCUUCAAUAUUCUGGUCGUUGUCAAAGUCUCCAAAAUUUUCCUUCCUUCAAAACGACAGGCACCAUGACAUCACCCUGUCAUCACCUUCAUACUACCUUUUUAAAACUACAUGCGUCCCAAGUGUUUGAAACCAUAAGUGUCCAAUAAACAAAGUGUUUGAGCUUACAAAAAAA
This is a messenger RNA of Nematolebias whitei (Rio pearlfish), 1297 nucleotides long. It is a transcript of the gene zranb2, whose product is annotated as zinc finger, RAN-binding domain containing 2. The transcript has 10 exons. Gene Ontology annotation, molecular function: RNA binding; lipopolysaccharide binding. NCBI's taxonomy places the organism in Eukaryota, Metazoa, Chordata, Actinopteri, Cyprinodontiformes, Rivulidae. The record is from RefSeq and is a predicted model, not a curated record. The coding region runs from base 107 to 1048 and encodes 313 amino acids. Gene Ontology annotation, biological process: RNA processing.